GAAAAAUGACAGAUUCUGGGAAAAAACAAGUUGGAGAAUCAUCGACCACCCCAAAAAGACAAAGACAUUGCCACAAGUAUGAUGUGGAGAAAACUCAACAACUUGAAGAAUUUUUCGAGGAAUGUCAACAUCCAAGCGAGGACCAGCAAAACCAAUUGGGCAGAAAAGUUGGGCUUGACUCUAAACAGAUUAUGGCUUGGUUUCAAAACAAAAGGUCGCAAACAAAGGCAAAAGGUGACAAAUUACACAACUAUACUCUUCGACAAGAAAAUGAAUUUUUCCGUUGUGAGAUUAUGGCAAUGAAAGAGAAGAAGAAAAAUAAUAUGUGCCCACAAUGUGAUGGUCCAUCCAUUGGAGAAGAAGAAAGAAUGCGUAAUUUAGAAAAUUUGAAAACGGAAAGUCAAAGAAUGAGAGAGGAGCACUUAAGAAUAUCAAGAAUCAUCUCAAGUUCUCAUGGAAUAUCUUUUGGGAUAGAUUCAAAUUUGGCACCACUGAGUUCUACUCUUGGAUCUCUACUAGAUUCCUCAAAUGAUUGCUUGUUGAGCCAAAUUAUAUGUGGAUCUCCCAUUCCUUUUGAUCAAGAAAAUAAUCAUAAUGAAGACAAUAAUGUUCAAGCACAAUUAAUAAAUAACAAUAACAUCCCAAUUAUGUCCUCAUUACCACAAGGAAAUUAUGGUAUUCAACAUGACAAUAGGGGAAAAUCAAUUUUUGAUAUUGUUGAUGCUGGUAUGAAAGAAAUGCUUGUACUUUUGGAUGUGAAUGAUCCUGUCUGGGUAAAAUCAUCAGGUGAUGAAAGGUGUUUUAUACAUUGUGAGAGUUAUGAUAGAAAAUUUCCAAAUUCAUAUCGUCCUUAUAAAUCAUCCACUACUCGAAUUGAAUCAUCAAAGCAUUUUGGAGUUGUGCCAAUGACCGUAACUGAGUUGAUCCCAAUAUUUCUUGACCCGAUCAAAUGGAUGAACAUGUUUUCAACUAUAGUCAGAAAAGCUAGGAAUAUUGAUGUUGUUAAACCUGCGAAUAUUGAAGGCUCUAUACAAUUGAUGUAUGAACAAUUGCAUACUUUAUCUCCUUUAGUGGAAGCUAGAGAAUUUUUCAUCAUACGUUGUUGCAGAAAACUUGAUAAAACAACAUGGAUAGUGUUGGAUGUUUCAUAUGAUUUAUUCAAAGAGACCCAAACUAAUGUACCUUCGUAUGCUUGGAAAUUUCCUUCUGGUUGUGCAAUUCAAGAUUUGGGCAAUGGAGGAAGUAUGGUUACAUGGAUUGAACAUAUUCAAGUAGAUGAUAAAAAUCAGGUUUAUGAUAUUUUUAAAGACUUGGUGUAUGGUCAUCAAACAUAUGGAGCUGAAAGAUGGAUUGUUACACUUCAAAGAAUGUCAGAGAGAUAUAAUUUUGCAAUGGGUGCAAUAUUUCCUACUGAACAUGAUCUCAAAGGAGGUUCGAUUUUAUAUCUCCUUCUUCAUAUAUUUAUGACUUCAAAUUUUAUUAUAUAA
Molecule: messenger RNA, 1487 nt
Organism: Solanum pennellii
Lineage: Eukaryota; Viridiplantae; Streptophyta; Magnoliopsida; Solanales; Solanaceae
Product: homeobox-leucine zipper protein HDG11-like
Exons: 7
Coding region: 6-1487 (493 amino acids)
Molecular function (GO): DNA binding; lipid binding
Source: RefSeq, a predicted model, not a curated record